UCCAUCUUCUCCACCGCCCCUCCCAAACUUGGCAAACGCUCGAAAUCGCCCCAAUUUACCCCAUUAAGCCAGCAGCCAGGCCGGCGAGGCUGCGUGCAUGCAUGCGGCGACGUCGGCCGGCAGCAUGGCUCUGAACGACAUCGGACGGGGCAGCACCGGCGCCGGCAUCAGCAGCAGCGGGAGCGGCAACGGCAUCAGCCGCGGCGCGGCAGCCGGGACGCAGGGACAUGCCGGGACGACGUCUAAAAAGCGCCUCGUGAUGAUCAUCGCCGACCCGGGCCGUGAGUCCACAGCGGCGAUGGAGUGGGCACUGUCCCACUCCAUCGUCGAGGGCGACGACAUCUUGCUCCUCCACGUCAACAUGCCUCCGAGCGGCGCCCCGGGCGGUGCGCCCCCCUCGCGAACCGGCUCAGGCGGGAGCUCCAGUAGCUCGUCGCUCGGCGUGUUCCUCGGCGGCGGGGGCUCAGCGGACGCGGAGUUCAUGGAGACGAUGCGCGCCGCGUGCAAAGCGCGGCACCCGCGCGCGAGGAUCCACGCGGAGCGCGUCGAGCCGGCCACCGAGGGCCGCGAAGCCAAGGCGCAGACCAUCCUCGCCGAGUCCCAGCGCCGCGGCGUCGAGCUCCUCGUGAUCGGCCACCGCCGCUUCUCCUCCUUCCUCGGGUUACGGAGCGCGAGCGGGUCGAGCCGAGGGCACGACAGCACGGCGGAGUUCUUGAUCGAGCACAGCAAGUGCCUGUGCGUGAGCGUACAGAAGAAGGGACAGAACGCCGGCUACCUGCUCAACACCAAGACCCACAAGAACUUCUGGCUCCUCGCAUGAACUUACAGACUCGUACACAUAUUGACUAGAUCGAUCAAAAAUACAUUUUUCAAUUUUCCCGUGCGUGUACCCACGUCAAUUUAGAGAAAUGCAUGCCUUGAUUGCAUCGAUUUAAACGAGUUCCGUGUGACUGGCCGGUUGAAAGAGGAGAGAGAUGAGGUGAUCUGUCAACUUUUGUUCGUCACAUCUCUUGAUGAUCA
Lolium perenne is the source of this 1020-nucleotide messenger RNA. RefSeq lists its product as uncharacterized. The record is from RefSeq and is a predicted model, not a curated record. Lineage: Eukaryota; Viridiplantae; Streptophyta; Magnoliopsida; Poales; Poaceae.